Molecule: messenger RNA, 210 nt
Organism: Racocetra persica
Lineage: Eukaryota; Fungi; Glomeromycota; Glomeromycetes; Diversisporales; Gigasporaceae
Source: the annotation of a GenBank genome assembly
CCAGAAGUAAAUUCAUUGAAAACUUUCAUCGUUAAAAGCCUCAAAAUAUAUGUAGAAUUCUUAAAAGCAGAAUCGAAUAGAGAAAAUACUGACUAUAACUCUAUGGUUCUAAGUCGUAUUAAAGAAUUAGAUAAUAUUACUAUUAAUUUCAAGUUUCAAGCUGCAAGUCAUCUUCAAUAUGCUAAUCAACUGAAACUUAAAGAAGAGUGA